UAGACCGCUGCGCCACUCGGGCUCAAAAAACAAAAGCACAGAUGGACUCUUCACUUUUUCUUCAUUCACCACACGAUUCAUCCGAAGUGCAUCAAUCACUACUUCGCGGUCUUGUUUUAGUGGACAGAUUUUGGGCAGAGUGAACCCUCUCGCUUCGCGUCUUCCUCUCUGUCGCGAAUCAGCUGAUCAGGAACUCACCAAACUGUAGUAAACGUGACAGCACGAUGGGAAUUGGCUUUAUCAAAUCGAGUUUUGCCAAGUUUGUGAUGUUAAGAACAUCACGAACACACCCUGUAUUCUUCGCGUUUUGUAAUUCUGUCCUGCUCGAAGUCGACAACUAAUAGAUUCGUGGACAAAGGAACACGGUGUCGAGCAUUGAGGUGCAGACCAGCGCAGUGCAGGAAUGGAUCCUCUGGGAGCGCGCUCUCAGUUUGUGGAGGUCCAGACUCUGUCCACCUGGGAGCGGCAGCCGGACCCUGAGGGAGAGAAGGAGUACAACGUCAGCCAGCAGGCCUUCCUAUCCCCCUUCCCCUACAGAGAGGACAUCAACAGGAAAAUAGUGCUCUAUAAUGGCGAUGUUGCCCUGCUGAACUGCACAGCGAUCGUCAACACGAGUAAUGAGACUCUGACAGACAAGAACCCUGUCUCUGAGAGCAUCCACACUUACGCUGGGCCUGAACUUCGAGACGAGAUACUAAAACUGAAAGGAUGUCGGACAGGCGAGGCAAAGAUGACCAAAGGCUUUAACCUGGCGGCGCGCUUUAUCAUCCACACGGUGGGCCCCAAGUACAAAACCAAGUACAGGACAGCUGCUGAGAACUCUCUGUACAACUGCUAUAGGAACGUCAUGCAGCUCGCCAAAGAGCAGGCUAUGGCGUCUGUGGCCGUCUGUGUGGUCAGCACAACUAAGAGAGGAUACCCACUGGAGGACGCCACACACAUUGCCCUCAGAACGGUCCGCAGGUUUCUGGAGAAAUAUGGAGAGAGCAUAGAGACAGUGGUGUUCGCCGUGACAGACAUGGAUGAGCCCACAUACAGGAAACUGCUGCUUCUCUACUACCCUCGUUCUGAGGAAGAGGAGCGUGCCAGCCUGCCCCUAAUCCCGGCUGACAUCGGGAACUCAGAAGGCGAGCCUGUAGUCCCAGAGAGACAGAUCCGCAUCGCCGAGAAACCAGGCUGUCUGGAAGUUGACUCUGAGGCGGAGACUCUAGACUCAGACCUGGGCCAGGUGGGGACUCAUGCUUUUUCCAGGAUGGAGGGAGACGUGGACAAACAGCGCAAACUAAUCCUGCAGGGCCAGCUGUCUGAUGCAACCAUGCAGAAACAGCACCAGAGAAAUUAUAACCGCUGGUUAUGUCGAGCCAGAGCAGAGGACUUGUCUGACAUAGCAGCACUGAAAGCCUUAUAUCAAACUGGUGUUGACAUGUGUGGCAGGACAGUGAUGGUUCUUGUGGGCAGAAAUAUUCCUGUCACCCUAAUCGACAUGGAAAAGGCCCUGCUGUACUUCAUCCAUGUCAUGGACCACAUCACAGUGAAGGAGUAUGUGAUGGUUUACUUUCACACUCUGACCGGAGAACACAACCAUCUGGACUCUGAAUUCCUUAAGAAGCUUCAUGAGAUUGUAGACACCAAGUUUAAGAAUAACUUGAGUGCUUUCUACUUUGUACACCCCUCUUUUCGCUCCAAGGUGUCCACCUGGUUCUUCACUACGUUCAGUGUGUCAGGGAUGAAGCAGAAGGUCCAUCAUGUAGAGACCCUCCAGCAGCUGUUCACCUGUAUCCUGCCUGAACAGAUAGACAUCCCUCCCUUUGUCCUGGAGUACGAUGCACGGAAAAUCACCCCAGAAGGAUUUGGAAUUGAUGACUUGAACGAACCCAUCGCAGUUUAACCAUGCCUGACGAGAAUAGGCCCCCGAGAACGGUUCUCAUCCACUUCCUAUGAUUUACAGCCCGGGACAAGGUACUUAAAGCGGCGAAAGAAAAGGGUGGUGUUCAGUGUGUAGGCCGCCAGCUGUCUUAUUUACCCAGACUUGUCCAAGGAACUUGCAAUAAAGAGGAAGACGUUUGCAAUGGUAAAGAAACAACCUUGAGAAGAACGUCAGGCACACACUGGCAUUCCCAGUGACCCUGCUCUUUUCUUGGAAGGGAAAGAAAAUUAUUUUCAAGGACAACAUUGAGGCAGAGAUUCUUGCUAGAGUAAGGUGUUUAGCCUAGAUAAAGAAGACGAGACGAAGUAAAAUACAAGUUGAAUUGUAUGCUGUUUACUAUACAAAUGAAGGUAGCUUAUGUGUUUGCGGGACUCUGGGGAGUGUUGCUAAUUUAGCCUAGGCUUUCAAGCGCCUCACAGACCAUAAGGAAUUUUGAGUUGAGACUGCAGGUUAUCUUAUCUAUCAUCAAGAAGCAAAGUUACGUUCCUAGUUGCUAUAUUUUAUUUUGGGAUUGGUUUUCUACUUUUACUUACACUGUUUUAUUGUACAGCUGGAGCAUAUAUUGUGAAAUGUUAUAUAUGUGUGUUAAAUGGGACACUUCACAGGCUAUAACUACUCAACACAAAUAUGGCUAAUGGUUAUGUAAACAUAAUCUAUUGGAAUAUAAAUGGUUGUGGUAACCAAGGGAAGAGGAAAAAGAUUUACAUUUUAAAAUCAAAACAGGCAAAUAUUGUUUACAUACAGGAAUCACAUUUAACAGAUAGGCACUGAAAUUUAGAGGAGGCUGGGUUGCAGAAGUUUAUCAUAGCUCAUUUAAUUCCAAACAAAAUGGGGUGAUUAUUCUGAUAAACAAAAUACUUAAUUUUGAAGCACCACUCUGACGAGUUUGGCAGGCUUAUCUUCAUUGAGGCUCUUAUAAAUGGGAUUAAUGUAGUGGUAUGCAGCGUAUAUGCUCCCAACAAUGAGGACACUGAUAUAUAUAUAUAUUUCCCCCCAUGAGGUAAACGUUAUACUGGGAAAUAUGGAGGGGCAGAUCAUCCUUGCUGGAGACUUCAACCAAGUGAUGAUUGAUAUGAUUGAUAGAAGUACAUUUACAAGUAACUCCACGCCAAAGGAAAGACUUGCAAUACAUAUGCUAGCAGAAGAUAUGGGCCUUACAGACAUAAGGAGAUUAGUCCAUCCUAAUGAUGGGUAUAUUCUCUAUUUUCUCCCACUGUCAUAAGACACACACUAGAAUAGAUUUCUUCUUGAUAACUAAUUUCAUGGUUAAUAACGUGAUUCAUUGCAAGAUUUGGCCCAUUGCCCUCAUAGAUCAUGCUAAAGUAUAGUUACAUAUUGAUAUAGACCAUGCUAUUACAAGAUGAGAUAUUUAGCCAAUCGUUAGCAGAUGAUCUUACAUCCUUUUUUGAGAUCAACAUAGGCUCAACUGAAAAGAGUUUCACAGUAUGGGAAACCUAUAAAGCAUAUUUUAGAUGGAAAAUAAUGGCACAUGCGUCCAAAAAGAAGAGCGGAAGGGUUGAAGCAGUAAAAAUAUUAGACACCGAGUAUGUGGUUUGGAAGGGAUUUGACCAGACAUUUUACAGAUGGCACAUUUCAAACUGCCUGCAAAUUGAAAUUUCAGUUACAUGUAAUUGAUAACAAAAAGGCAGAAUAUGUACUGUUUUUAUACUUUUUUUAAUCAGUUUUUAUGAGGGAGGUGAGACGAUAGGCAGGCUACUAUUUAAGACAACUAAAAAUGCUGAACACUUCUAACAUAAUUCCAGCAAUUAAGAAGGGCAAUAAGAUGGUGACCUCAUCCAAAGAGAGAGAGUGUGUUUUUAUGAAGAUUUAUAUUAGGGAUGCACGAUAUAUAGGUGAACAUAUCGGAAUCGGACAAUACUAACUAAAAAUGCCAACAUCGGUAUCGGCCGAUGUCUAUUUUAACGCCGAUGUGCAAAACCGAUGUCAAAGCUGACGUGCAGACCUAUAUAACAUAGGUUCAUGACGUAAUGACGACACACAAAAUGUUGCACUACACGUGCAACACAGCGUUCCUAACUUAGCCCACAAUGUCUGCUGUGUGGGUCGAGCAGUCAUUUGAAAAUUUCAGCGAGACGACAACUCAAAGGCCGAAAUCCAUGAAAGCCAAGAUAAUGGAAUUCAUUGCCCUUGACAAUCAACCGUUCUCUGUCGUGGGUGAUGUUGGCUUUCGCCGACUGGUCGAACACCGGUACACACUACCAAGUCCGCUAUUUUUCAGAUGUUGCCCUACCGGAGUUACACAGCAAUAGCGCCACUGCUAUUAGCUUCACGACAUGCAUACUAUGGAAUGCCAUUUGGGUCUUUGCAAGUCAAAAAGAUACAGUAGCACUGUCAAAGCUGUAUAAAAGUCUGCAAACACCGGCCACGAACGAUGUGUUUUCAGUAGCGCUUUGGUAAUAAAGCAUAAUUUGUUCGACCGUAACUUCUGGGGAAGCUAGCUUUACCUUGGUACCUACAGUUGAAGUCGGAAGUUUACAUACACCUUAGCCAAAUACAUUUAAACUCAGUUAUUCACAAUUCCUGACAUUCAAUCCUAGUAAAAAUGUCCUGUCUUAGGUCAUUUAGGAUCACCACUUUUAUUUUAAGAAUGUGAAAUGUCAGAAUAAUAGUGAAGAGAAAUUAUUUAUUUCAGCUUUUAUUUAUUUCAUCACAUUCCCAGAGGGUCAGAAGUUUACAUGCACUCAAUUAGUAUUUGGUAGCAUUGCCUAUAAAUUGUUUAGCUUGAGUCAAAUGUUUUGGGUAGCCUUCCUCAAGCUUCCCCCAAUAAGUUGGGUGAAUUUUGGCCCAUUCUUCCUGACAGAGCUGGUGUAACUGAGUCAGGUUUGUAGGCCUCCUUGCUCACACUCUUUUUCAGUUCUGCCCACAAAUGUUCUGUAGGAUUGAGGUCAGGGCUAUGUGAUGUCACUCCAAUACCUGGACUUUGUUGUCCUUAAGCCAUUUUGCCACAACUUUGGAAGUCUGCUUGGGGUCAUUGUCCAUUUGGAAGACCCAUUUGCGACCAAGCUUUAACUUCCUGACUGAUGUCUUGAGAUGUUGCUUCAAUAUAGCCACAUAAUUUCCAUCCUUAUGAUGCCAUCUAUUUUGUGAAGUGCACCAGUCCCUCCUGCAGCAAGCACCGCCACAACAUGAUGCUGCCACCCCGUGCUUCACGGUUGGGAUGGUGUUCUUCGACUUGCAAGCAUCCCCCUUUUUCCUCCAAACAUAACAAUGGUCAUUAUGGCCAAAUAGUUCUAUUUUUGUUUCAUCAGACCAGAGGACAUUACUCCAAAAAGGACAAUCUUUGUCCCCAUGUGCAGUUCCAAACCAUAGUCUGGCUUUUUUAUGGUGGUUUUGGAGCAGUGGCUUCUUCCUUGCUGAGCAGCCUUUCAGGUUAUGUCGAUAUAGGACUCAUUUUACUGUGGAUAUAGAUACAUUUGUACCUGUUUCCUCCAGCAUCUUCACAGGGUCCUUUGCUGUUGUUCUGGGAUUGAUUUGCACUUUUUCGCACCGAAGUACGUUCAUCUCUAGGAGACAGAACACGUCUCCUUCCUAAGUGGUAUGACAGCUGCGUGGUCCCAUGGUGUUUAUACUUGCGUACUAUUGUUUGUAGAGAUGAACGUGGUACCUUCAGGCGUUUGGAAAUUGCUCCCAAGGAUGAACCAGACUUGUGGUGGUCUACAAUUUUCUUUCUGAGGUCUUGGCUGAUUUUUGAUUUUCCAUGAUGUCACGCAAAGAGGAACUGAGUUUGAAGGUAGGCCUUGAAAUUCAUCCACAGGUACACCCCCAUUUGACUCAAUCAGAAUCUUCUAAAGCUAUGACAUCAUUUUCUGGAAUUUUCCAAGCUGUUUAAAGGCAAAGUCAACUUUGUGUAUGUAAACUUCCGACCCACUGGAGUUGUGAUACAGUGAAAUAAUAUGUCUGUAAACAAUUGUUGGAAAAAUUACUUGUGUCAUGCACACAGUAGAUGUCCUAACCGACUUGCCAAAACAAGAAAUGUGUGGAGUGGUUAAAAAACGAGUUUUAAUUACUCCAACCUAAGUGUAUGUAAACUUCCAAUUUUAACUGUAGCUAGCACCAAUACAACCAGCCUGAAAACAGAAACUGCAGAGUUGCAAAGAAAAAGCCAUAUCUCUGUCCAGUGUCUGUGUUCUUUUGCCCAUCUUAAUAUUUUAUUUUUAUUUGCCAGUCUGAGAUAUGGCUUUUUCUCACAUGGAAUAGCCUUCAUUUCUCAGAACAAGAAUAGAUUGAUGAGUUUCAGAAGAAAUGUCUUUUGUUUCUGGCCAUUUUGAGCCUGUAAUCGAACCCACAAAUGCUGAUGCUCCAGAUACUCAACUAGUCUAAAGAGGGCCAGUUUUAUAGCUUUUUUAAUCAGAACAACAGUUUUCAGCUGUGCUAACAUAAUUGCAAAAGGGUUUACUAAUGAUUAAUUAGCCUUUUUAAAAUGAUAAACGUGGAUUAGCUAACACAACGUGCCAUUGGAACACAGGAGGGAUGGUUGCUGAUAAUGGGCCUCUGUACGCCUAUGUAGAUAUUACACAAAAAAUCUGCUGUUUCCAGCUACAAUAGUCAUUUACAACAUUAACAAUGUCUACACUGUAUUUCUGAUCUAUUUUAAUGGACAAAAAAGUUGCCUUUCUUUCAAAAACAAGGACAUUUCUAAGUGACCCCAAUCCUUUGAGCAGUAGUGUAUAUAAAUCAUUUAACAUUACAUUUAAGUCAUUUAGCAGACGCUCUUAUCCAGAGCGACUUACAAAUUGGUGCAUUCACCUAAUGACAUCCAGUGGAACAGCCACUUUACAAUAGUGCAUCUAAA
Salvelinus fontinalis (brook trout) is the source of this 6740-nucleotide messenger RNA. Its product is annotated as ganglioside-induced differentiation-associated protein 2-like. The coding region runs from base 404 to 1888 and encodes 494 amino acids. The record is from RefSeq and is a predicted model, not a curated record. NCBI's taxonomy places the organism in Eukaryota, Metazoa, Chordata, Actinopteri, Salmoniformes, Salmonidae. The transcript has 14 exons.